CCAUCUUCGCUGCCGGCGACGCGACGGACUAGAAUUAUAACCAGCGACGCGAGUGACGUAGGCACCCAAUCGACCAAUCAGAAGGCUCACAUUAUAAUCAGCGGAGCGCGGCGCGAUCACUUGCGUCGUGGAUUAUCAUGGGAGCGCUGGAGUUUGUCGCGUCGCGUCGCUCGCUUGUAGCGUAUCAUGUGAUAGGGGCUGGAAUUUGACACCUCAGGGGUUCAAAACUCUCAUGUGUUUAUGGGACUUGAUUUUGGCACGGACUCCUGCGUUUAGAGUAGAGAGCGUGUCCUGAGGAACUACCGCGCGCGAGCUGCCCUGGACCUGAUGCGUCUGAUCCGGCGUUUAAACGCAUCUGGGUCAGUCAAGAUAACCCUAGUUUCUGGUCGCACCGGACACAAGUUUAUGUGAAAAACGUGGAUGUUCAGAAUUAUGCAUCAUCACUACAGGGAGAGGUCGAGAGGAAACAUUUUAAGGAAUACAUUUUCAUUAUCUGUGGAUUAUUUUCACUUGUCCGUUUCUUAAUUUAUUUCACUCAAGUCCAUGACAGGAGAGGUCGAUCAGGACCGAAAAGAUGGCAAAGGAUGGAGGAGUCUGGAGAACUGCAUGGCUGCACCUGCCCGAUGUCACCUGAGGAACUGGAAGGUGAUGCUGCUUGUGUUUGUAUGUCUUCUGGGUCUCGUUGAUGGACAUUUCCUUCAGGAGGAGAAAGAAGAACCCCGUCCUAGCAAGCUGAGAGCCUCUUCAACCUCUCCAGAACAUCCAGGACCGCAGAAAGAUCUAGAUGAGUGGCAGAGCAGAGCACCAUGGGCACGACUGCAUGAUUCGUCCCUGGCCGAGGAAGGCGAGGGUCAUCGAAUCCGGUGGCAGCGUUCCUCUGCAAACAGUUCACGGAAGUCCCCUAGGAACCGUAAGGAGCGGCGCAACCGUAAGCGAGGCCGGAGCAGCCAGGACUGUCGUUUGGAGAGGAAAGAGAUGAAGGUGCGUGAUCUGGGCCUCGGCUACGACUCGGACGAGAUCGUGGUGUUUAAGUACUGUGUGGGGACGUGCAUGAGCGCCCGUAAGAACUACGACCUGGCCCUGAAGGUGCUGACGGAUAACGGCAGCGUUUCCAGCCGCAACGUGAGCACUCACCCCUGCUGCAGACCCACGCGCUUCGAGACCGUCUCCUUCAUGGACGCCCAGACGAGCUGGCAGACCAUCAAAUGGCUUUCAGCGGCCAACUGCAGCUGUGUGGGAUGAGAGAAGCCGAGGAGACGCAGCCGGUAAAAUCAACCCAAAGCUCCGGUGUAGAAAGCGAGGGGAUUCCAAUGCAAGGAAUGGGAUGCAGCGCUCCUGAUGAUGCACUGCAAACGCAGCCAAUCUGCUAGCAUCAGCACGGGAAACACAGGAAUAUGGGACGUCCUGCAGGGAGACGGUCGGAAACCGUAGAGGUUUGCGUCAUGUGGCCUUGGAGAGCUGUGAAGCGAGUCGUCAGAUUCCUGCUCCAGACUGCAGUUUCGCAUGGAAAGUUUGUGAAAAGUAACUUGAAGGCCUACAUUUCACAUUAUCUGCCUCUAGGCAUUAUGAGAUUGAGAAACUGGAGAUGUUUUAAGAACUUGGAUACCAUGAAGGUUCAUUAUAACAGAACAGAAGGUGCUUUUAAUUCACUUAUCAGCUUAGCAUGUGUGUUUAAUAUACACAGACUUUCCUUAAGCCAUGUGCACAUUACAAGACUGAAGCGUGUCACUUUUUUAUGUUUGUGAGUAGUCUACAACAAAAAUUUCCUUUUUUUUUUUCUUUCAGAUACAGGCCAAAAUUUGCCCUGAAUGCAUAUUGCAUGCAGCAUUUCACCAGUUUGCAGGCCGGUUCUGAAUGCUAAGUGGUGGAGUUCUGCAUCGGCUCUUUAUAAUGAUGAAAUCAUGCUCGAUUACACUGCAUGUCUGGACGUAUGCCCAGCUAUAACACUCUCUUCCAUCAUCUGAUCAUCAUUAGAUGAAUUGCUGCUGCCAUGAUCGCUAGAAAAUGUACACAAACUAUUUUUAACUCUUUCCAACUCUUUUCUCUUUUAAACAAAUUCCGCCUGCUUUCCAUAAGCAGUACGAGCGUUGAUUUUUUUUUAAAAUAAUGUUGUAUUCUAUAAAAGGCCUGUUUUACAUAGAAAUUAAUCAUUCUUGGAUUUACUUACAUUAUUGUUCAAAAGUUUGCAGUCGGUAAGAAAUUGAUACUUUUAUUCAGCAACAAUGCAUUAAAUUGAUCAAAAGUGAGAGUAAGACAUUUAUAACGUUCUUUUGAAAUUUCUAUCCAUUAAAGGAUCCUGAAAAAAAUAUUCUGGUUUCCAGUGAUGCUGAAAAUUCAGCUUUGAUCACAGGAAUAAAUUACAUUUUAAAAUAUAUUCACAUAGCAAACAGCUAUUUUAAAUUGUAAUAAUAUUUUACAAUAUUACUGUAAUUUUACUGUAUUUUUGAUCAAAUAAAUGGCUUUGGUGAGCAGAAGAGGCUUCAUUAAAAGUGAAAAUAAUACAGCGCAUUGAUGUACCAGCACAGAUGAAACUGUAUUGCGGGUCGUUUGCAAGCAAAACUCUUUAGUGAAUUGAUCCGUGAGUGUUUAAAUGACUCGGGUUGACUUGUGACCGUCUUGUAAUGUGCUCUUGGCGUUACACACUUGCACAAACACAACCAACAGCUAACCACUUAUCCUGAUGCCACAUUCAGUAACCUCUGCUAUCAAGAAAUACCUCUUGUUGUUUUGUUUCACUGCUCGAGUGGAUGUCUGUUUUUCUGUGCAUGUUCUAUUAUGGACUGGAUCUUUGUCGGGAUACGUGACAUUUGAUUUGUCAGUUAAAUGAAAUGGUGCCCUGGCUAAGGUUCGGAGCACACAGCACUAUACCGGUUUACCAAAAUGUAUUUUAAUUAAGACAUUGUCACAUUUCAUGUUUUUGUUUUGUGUUUUUGGGUGUUGACUUAUUGUAUGCAAGGUGAAUGAUAUACCAAAGCGAUAGAUAGAUAAAUAAACAGCAGAUCACCUCAGGUAGGGACAGUGGGCAGUAGAAACGAAACCUGUGGUUUACACUUCUAUAAUCAACCGUCACACGCUUCUAUUCCAUUUCUCACACUUACUAUAUUAAUCUCAUGGUUUACUUUUACUUUUACUUAUAUAUCAUGUGUAAUGUUUUCAAAGACGCUAUAACUACCUGUGACCUCAUUCUCAGAAGAACACGCCUGGAUCAUGUUUCACUCUAAAUU
Molecule: messenger RNA, 3224 nt
Organism: Onychostoma macrolepis
Lineage: Eukaryota; Metazoa; Chordata; Actinopteri; Cypriniformes; Cyprinidae
Product: neurturin
Exons: 4
Coding region: 544-1242 (232 amino acids)
Molecular function (GO): glial cell-derived neurotrophic factor receptor binding; receptor tyrosine kinase binding; growth factor activity
Source: RefSeq, a predicted model, not a curated record